GCUAGCCAAUGAUGUACUGUGUGUGUAUUGUAUAGACACGAAAUAUUGUGUUGCAUAGAGGAAAAAAAUUUCUCUGUAUGAAAUAAUUACAAGAUGUAAAAUAUACCAGCAGCACCAAUCUAUCUGACACCCGACACAUGUGCUAGUGAUUUAUGAAGUAGUAAAUACCUAAUUGUGAGCUUUUGGCGAGUAGAGCAACAAUAUUUAUGCCGAGGAACAAGUAUUGGUAAAGUGAACUGGGCAUCUGGUAAUUCGUCGUAAGAUGUAUGAGAAUUCGGAGUGAUUCCACUUUUGGUGCCCAGUGUCCGCAGAAUGCGACAUUUCGAUAAACUGGAAAUCCGAGGAAGCGAGGGAAAUCUAUAUCGUAUGACACGAUGAGUUUAAAUCAUAGAGAUCCCGCAAGUUCGGACGUUUACAUUGGUAAUACGUAAUGAAACUGCUGUGAUCGCGUUUGUGUGAAGUCUAAUCGACAGGGUCGGGGUACGAGUUGACCUGGCAUCGGUUGGAGAGAGAGAGAGCGAUCUUUUUUGGUCGCUGGGGAAAUAUUUGGGGGUGAGGUGAAGGAAAACAGAAACAAUAAUUUUAAUUUCGCGACAGUGAAGAUUUAUACAAAAAUAAGUCAAUCAAAAAAGGUGAUUGAGGAGCUUAUUGCAUGGGGACAUUUUUGCUGUAAACUUUGUAGAAGUUUGAAUAUACCGCGGGAUACAUUUUUCGGAGUUUGAUAUAUCGGAUUUUUGAAGGCAGAAGAAUGGCAUAAUGUCUAGUCUGCCACUUUACAAUGUCCAGGCCAGGUUUAAAUUUUACGUUAAUGAAGAGAGCCUCAUUAGAGAAUGGAAAUCAUCAGCAAAAUCGAACACCCAUCUUACGACUUUCCUUGAAGGAAUCCUGCUAAAAAGCCUUGAGAAAAAUGCUCAGUUCUCCUAUGUGGAUUACUCCGUUUUCUUCAGUGGGAUUAAGGACUUCAAGCGACACACCGAACAGAAGAAUCACGUGCACAUGGACGUGCUGCGCGUGCAUAACCACAAAUUCUCAAUAGAUGUACUGGGCAGCAGAAUUAUUCAACCAGAAUUUUACGAUGAAAAAGAAUGCAUCGUAAGGGACGGAGUGAAACAGCUACCUCGCACCCCGGUCAGCAAGGACAGCGUGUAUUAUCUGACGUCAUUCCACGCGCUGGAGCGGACUCCGUCAAUGGAGGAGAUGUGGAGUACGUGGAGUGGCGCGAAGUUCGUUUUGUGGAACUGUCCCAGAAUCCUAAAACUUCGAAGAAUUACUUUUCUCAAAGCAACGACGCGAUCGGAAAAUUUCGCGUAUCUAAUUCUUUGUGAAUGCGAAAAUGGCAUGGAACACUUAAAUGUUGCCAUGGAUUUCUAUGAAACUCUGAAAACCCGUCGAUGUGGUUUAGUUGGCCUGUAUAAAGUCGAACGAUACUACAUUCCACCCCACCAUAAAUCUGAUAAAUAGAAUAUCACGAAUAGAUGACAUUUUUAAUUGAUACAUGUAUUAGAUAGCUCUUUGUGUUAGCUCAGUGGCGGAUCUAAAGGGGGAUUACUAGGGGUUUCAAUCCCCGCCUUAAUUGAAUUUUAGGGGUCUGUACCCUCCCCCCCCCCCCCUUGUCUAUUGGGGCGGAUAAAAUACCAUCUUUGGUUACAAUCCCUCCCUUUGAAAAUUUCUGGAUCCGCCUCUGUAGCUUAUCCCUCGACAUAUGUGUACCGACAUGUAUUGGCAAUAAUACAUAAAUCGUGACCUAAAGCUGUUGAUAUUAUCAUUCAAACUGAUUUUGUUAUCUGCAUUGUUAAUGUUAGUCGUGAGUCCUCGGCAUUUGCCGUUGUCAUAUCAAACUUGUAAAAUAUGUGUUAACAAGGUUGUAAUUUUUUUUACAAUGAUAUUUAUACUUGUUUCAUCAUCAAUGCUCUUUCAGUAUACAUGUAUGUAAUGUAUAUAUGGAUUCUAUUUCCAUAUAACCUUUUAAAAUUUUGUAAUAAAUAUUCAAAUUUC
Ostrea edulis (European flat oyster) is the source of this 1995-nucleotide messenger RNA. RefSeq lists its product as uncharacterized. The transcript has 3 exons. The record is from RefSeq and is a predicted model, not a curated record. Bases 757 to 1461 code for a protein of 234 amino acids. NCBI's taxonomy places the organism in Eukaryota, Metazoa, Mollusca, Bivalvia, Ostreida, Ostreidae.